GCUGCGGCGGUGGCGCCAAAUCGCGAAUAUGGCGCCGGAGCGGCUGCGGAGCCGGGCGCUCUCCGCCUUCAAGUUGCGGGGCUUGCUACUCCGUGGUGAAGCUAUUAAGUACCUCACAGAAGCUCUUCAGUCUAUCAGUGAAUUAGAGCUUGAAGAUAAACUGGAAAAGAUAAUUGAUGCAGUUGAGAAGCAACCCUUGUCAUCAAACAUGAUUGAACGAUCUGUGGUGGAAGCAGCAGUCCAGGAAUGCAGUCAGUCUGUUGAUGAAACUAUAGAGCACGUUUUCAAUAUCAUAGGAGCAUUUGAUAUUCCACGCUUUGUGUACAAUUCAGAAAGAAAAAAAUUUCUUCCUCUGUUAAUGACCAACCACCCUGCACCAAAUUUAUUUGGAACAGCAAGAGAUAAGGCAGAGAUGUUUCGUGAGCGAUAUACCAUUUUGCACCAGAGGACCCACAGGCAUGAAUUAUUUACUCCUCCGGUGAUAGGUUCUCACCCUGAUGAAAGCGGAAGCAAAUUCCAGCUUAAAACAAUAGAAACCUUAUUGGGUAGUACAACCAAAAUCGGAGAUGUGAUUGUUCUUGGAAUGAUAACGCAGUUAAAAGAGGGAAAAUUUUUUCUGGAAGAUCCUACUGGAACAGUACAACUAGACCUUAGUAAAGCUCAGUUCCAUAGUGGUUUAUACACAGAGGCAUGCUUUGUCUUAGCAGAAGGUUGGUUUGAAGAUCAAGUGUUUCAUGUCAAUGCCUUUGGAUUUCCCCCCACUGAGCCCUCUAGUACUACUAGGUGCAAAGGCAACAUUUUCUGGCUGGGAGUUUACUGGCAGGGCGGCCUUUGCAGAGCAUCUACUCUUCCUGUUGAAGUAACUGAGGGAAAGGUGCUGAUCUUGCUAAGGAGAACACAAGCCCUAAUCAAGCCAAGCUCACCUCUAUUUGAGUGCUUUUGGUGCAGUUUGUGGUGUUUUUCAAUAUGGGCAUACUAUGGAAAUAUUAAUUUUUUUGGAGGUCCUUCUAAUACAUCUGUGAAGACUUCUGCAAAACUAAAACAACUAGAAGAGGAGAAUAAAGAUGCUAUGUUUGUGUUUUUAUCUGAUGUUUGGUUGGACCAAGUGGAAGUAUUGGAAAAGCUUCGCAUAAUGUUUGCUGGUUAUUCACCAGCACCUCCAACCUGCUUUAUUCUGUGUGGUAAUUUUUCAUCUGCACCAUAUGGAAAAAAUCAAGUUCAAGCUUUGAAAGAUUCCCUAAAAACUUUGGCAGAUAUAAUAUGUGAAUACCCAGAUAUUCACCAAAGUAGUCGUUUUGUGUUUGUACCUGGUCCAGAGGAUCCUGGAUUUGGUUCCAUCUUACCAAGGCCACCACUUGCUGAAAGCAUCACUAAUGAAUUUAGACAAAGGGUACCAUUUUCAGUUUUUACUACUAAUCCUUGCAGAAUUCAGUACUGUACACAGGAAAUUAUUGUCUUCCGUGAAGACUUAGUAAAUAAAAUGUGCAGAAACUGCGUCCGUUUUCCUAGCAGCAAUUUGGCCAUUCCUAAUCACUUUGUAAAGACUAUCUUAUCCCAAGGACAUCUGACUCCCCUACCUCUUUAUGUCUGCCCAGUUUAUUGGGCAUAUGACUAUGCUUUGAGAGUGUAUCCUGUGCCCGAUCUACUUGUCAUUGCAGAUAAAUACGAUCCUUUCACUAUGACAAAUACUGAAUGCCUCUGCAUAAACCCUGGCUCUUUUCCAAGAAGUGGAUUUUCAUUCAAAGUUUUUUAUCCUUCUAAUAAGACAGUAGAAGAUAGCAAACUUCAAGGCUUUUGAGAUUCUUAAAGACCAUCUGAAGAAAAUUCAUCAGUUUUCUGCUUAACUCUAUAUCUUAUGUGAUUUUGAUAUUACAAUAAAAUUAUGGUAAACUUUA
Molecule: messenger RNA, 1895 nt
Organism: Symphalangus syndactylus (siamang)
Lineage: Eukaryota; Metazoa; Chordata; Mammalia; Primates; Hylobatidae
Gene: POLE2
Product: DNA polymerase epsilon 2, accessory subunit
Biological process (GO): error-prone translesion synthesis; DNA-templated DNA replication
Cellular component (GO): epsilon DNA polymerase complex
Molecular function (GO): DNA binding
Source: RefSeq, a predicted model, not a curated record